AUGAUUAAUGAUCUGAAACAGAUCAAUCCAGUUCUUGGAUCACGAGUAGAGAGAAAAAUGAUCGAGUUGAAAAAAAAAGUGGCUGGUUUGAGUGAUGAAUCAAAGAGAUUUGUGGACAGUUUGAAAGCCGCCGGAAGAGAAGUUUAUGCCCAACGCCUGAAAGGACAACAGAUGGAUAGAUUUCAAUUGAGACAAAUCGGAAUGGGAGUUGCACAACAUUAUAGAUUUUUAUCACCAUAUGCCCAACAAGAACUGCAGUCCACUUUUCCACAAAUUUUCGAAUUUAUGCAACAAGCUCGUGCUCAAAUGCUCCAACGAUUUUUAGGUGGCGGUGGAAUGGCUGGAAUGGCUGGAAUGGGAGGAAUGGAUGAAAUGGGAAAAUGA
This is a messenger RNA of Caenorhabditis briggsae, 384 nucleotides long. It is a transcript of the gene Cbr-far-4, whose product is annotated as Protein CBR-FAR-4. The record is from RefSeq and is a predicted model, not a curated record. Bases 1 to 384 code for a protein of 127 amino acids. NCBI's taxonomy places the organism in Eukaryota, Metazoa, Nematoda, Chromadorea, Rhabditida, Rhabditidae. Gene Ontology annotation, molecular function: lipid binding. The transcript is spliced from 2 exons.